ACACGGUCACACCGUCGUCCACUACUUCGCCAGCGCCCGUUCCGCGCGCCGCCGAACCCGCCGCCUCCUCCAGCCUCCGUCCACACCGGAGCUCGCCAGUCAGCCACACCGGCACCGCGGCUCCCGCGGGAACCUCUCCUUCGUGGUUGUCGCCGCCGUGCGCCCCACUCCCCGGUCCCUUCUGGUCGUGGAUUGAGGGCGGGGCGGAGAUCCGUCCGGACUUGGGUUGAUCUCUUGUUGGCUCUUCCUCGUACGCACGAUCGAUCCCAGUCGACACCAUAGAAAUUGGGAAGGUGCGGGUGCAGCUUCUUCUCGCAGAAGCCUAACCCCCAUGUCCCUCGCUAGGCCCACCCGUGUGAUCCCGCCGUGACGCGUCAUCCAUAGUAGAACGCCAUGUUGUCAAGGUUUGCUCACAUAGGGAAGAGCAGAAAACUUGCUCAAACCCUAUUGGUUGCCUCAAAACCCAAUGCUGGUAGUGGGCAAAGCAUUGGUUCAAGCUUUGCAUUUGGUUUGGGUUAUUCCGGCAGGGCUUUUUUGCAUGGGAGGGUUCAUAAUGGUCCAAGCACUUCAUACAUUCUUGGAAGGGCAAACGGGAGCUCACACUGGAGCACUGGUGUGAGAAAGUUCUCAGUUCUUUCGUCUUGUAGCCAGAAUGCAUUUCAGAGCCAACUUGCUUGGAAGCGACUCGUGGAAAUGGGUUCUCGUGCACCAAAAGCAUCUCCAUUUCUGAGUAGGGUUGCUUGUGCCAUUAGCUUGGCUGUGAGUAGAUCUAAUUUAGCUCCUUAUCUCUUCGCUUUCAUAGCGGGAGAGGUAAUGCUAGCUCAGAAGACAUCUGCAGAUGGAGAGUACUACCCAAUACGUGAGCGAGCUCAGGAUGGCCGUAUUUACGUCACCUCUUUAAUAUAUUCGGCAGUGGAGAUGGUUAUUAUAAUCUUCAGAUCAAUAUAUUUGGCAUUGCUGUUCACUCCGAGUAUACUGAUGGCACCAUUUGCAGAGACUCUUGGCAGUAAGUAUAGAAAAACAUGGCUUCGACUUGUCCAUCAUACUUUGGAGCUGGCAGGUCCUGCAUUUAUCAAAUGGGGCCAAUGGGCUGCAACACGCCCUGAUCUAUUUGCAAGUGACCUAUGCACUGAGUUGUCAAAGCUGCACACAAAAGCACCAGCUCACAGCUUUAAGUAUACCAAGAAAACUGUUGAGAAAGCUUUUGGUCGGAAGCUAUCUGACAUUUUUGAGAAUUUUGAAGAGAACCCUGUUGCAUCUGGAAGUGUUGCUCAAGUGCAUAGAGCUGUUUUACAAUUCCGGUAUCCCAGCCAGCAGACAAAGCGUGUAACAGUUGCAGUAAAAGUCAGACAUCCUGGUGUAGGAGACUCGAUACGGAGGGAUUUCAGUAUCAUCAAUGCAGUAGCGAAAAUUUCUAGAUAUAUCCCCACAUUAAAUUGGUUGCGUCUGGAUGAGAGUGUGCAACAGUUUGCUGUCUUCAUGAUGUCUCAAGUUGACCUUGCAAGGGAAGCUGCUCAUUUGAGCCGGUUUAUCUACAACUUCCGAAGGUGGAAGGAUGUAUCUUUCCCAAGACCUCUUUAUCCACUUGUUCAUCCUGCUGUUUUGGUUGAAACCUACGAGCAUGGGGAGAGUGUUUCACACUAUGUUGAUGACCUUGAGGGACAUGAUCGAGUUAAAAGUGCUCUGGCCCAUAUAGGCACUCAUGCGCUCUUGAAAAUGCUACUGGUUGAUAAUUUCGUCCAUGCAGAUAUGCACCCUGGAAAUAUUUUGGUCCGUGUUGUACAACCAAAAAACUCAAAUAACACCCUUAUAAAGUCAAGGCCACAUGUAGUCUUCCUUGAUGUAGGAAUGACCGCUGAACUUUCAAGUAAUGACCGUGUGAAUUUACUUGAGUUUUUCAAGGCUGUUGCUCGCCGUGAUGGUCGUACAGCUGCAGAAAGUACUUUAAAGUUGUCAAAACAGCAGAAUUGCCCAAAUGCAAAAGCUUUUAUUGAGGAAGUUGAGCGAUCAUUCUCUUUUUGGGGCACUGCUGAGGGUGAUGCUGUCCACCCAGCUGAGUGUAUGCACCAGCUUCUUGAGCAAGUUCGACGUCACAAAGUGAACAUCGAUGGCAAUGUUUGCACUGUCAUGGUGACUACAUUAGUACUUGAGGGCUGGCAACGCAAGUUGGACCCAGAUUACAAUGUUAUGAAGACAUUACAGACUUUACUUUUUAAAGAAGACUGGGCAAAGUCUCUUCAAUACACGAUCCAAGGGCUCAUGGCGCCUUAGGAUCUACACUGCCAUCCUCGCGAAAGUUUUGAUCUGGUUUGUGUUCGGCUGGAGGAUGCUCUGCUCUCACCAUCACAUUUUGUUUCUUUUCCAUUUCAUCUACUCUUAGAUCAUACAGUUCUGUACCCGUCCUGGCCUGUGCUGCUAAAGCAGCCUCGAUAAGUAAUAAUUGCAGCAUUGUUUUGAAGAUACCAGAGUACUAUGCUGUAGAUUGCAUUGCCCUGGAUUGGGUCCUUUUUUGCUCCUCCCAAGUCCCAACACUUUUGUCAAUAGCUCUUAGAUGAUGUAGCAAAAGGUGUUUUUAUUCAGGUGAUCUUUUUGUAACUGAGAGACUAUCAGGGAACGAUAGAUUUCUUAUGUACACACAGAGAUACUGUUAAUUGUUUGAAGAAACCUACGUCUCAUCUGACAGUUUCCUGGAUCAA
This is a messenger RNA of Panicum hallii, 2696 nucleotides long. Its product is annotated as probable serine/threonine-protein kinase abkC. The record is from RefSeq and is a predicted model, not a curated record. The coding region runs from base 394 to 2271 and encodes 625 amino acids. The transcript has 6 exons. Lineage: Eukaryota; Viridiplantae; Streptophyta; Magnoliopsida; Poales; Poaceae.